Messenger RNA from Anoplopoma fimbria (sablefish), 3459 nucleotides. It is a transcript of the gene hspa4a, whose product is annotated as heat shock protein 4a. Lineage: Eukaryota; Metazoa; Chordata; Actinopteri; Perciformes; Anoplopomatidae. Gene Ontology annotation, biological process: protein folding. The transcript has 19 exons. The record is from RefSeq and is a predicted model, not a curated record. Bases 165 to 2678 code for a protein of 837 amino acids. Gene Ontology annotation, cellular component: nucleus; cytosol. Gene Ontology annotation, molecular function: ATP binding; ATP-dependent protein folding chaperone.
GAGACACCGGUUACAGUCAGCCGUGUGGAUUAUGACGAGAAGUAGCUAUACUUAACACGUAGCAAAGGCUGUUAACUACAUCCUCAAAGUCCUCACACUUUAUUUAUUUGUAUUAGUCCAGCUGUAGACACCGUUCUAGCUAGAAGGCGGUGUUAUCGCUGAAGAUGUCAGUGGUGGGAUUUGACUUGGGCUUCCAGAGCUGCUAUGUAGCUGUAGCCCGAGCCGGAGGGAUUGAGACAGUCGCUAAUGAAUACAGCGACAGAUGCACACCCUCAGUUGUGUCAUUUGGUCCAAGAAAUCGAUCUGUAGGAGCAGCUGCAAAGAGCCAGGUGGUGACGAACUGUCAGAACACGGUGCAGGGCUUCAAGCGCUUCCAUAGCCGGGCAUUUUCAGAUCCCUAUGUCCAGUCAGCCAAAUCUAACCUGGUGUACGAGUUGGCACAGAUGCCAUCUGGAGCCACCGGAAUAAAAGUAAUGUACAUGGAGGAGGAGAGAGUGUUCAGCAUCGAGCAGGUCACUGGCAUGCUGCUGACCAAACUGAAGGAGACUGCUGAAAGUGCACUGAAGAAGCCGGUUGCAGACUGUGUCAUCUCGGUGCCGAGCUAUUUCACUGACUCAGAUAGAAGGUCUGUCAUGGAUGCAGCUCAGAUCGCAGGCCUCAACUGUCUGCGACUAAUGAAUGAGACCACUGCAGUGACUCUGGCGUAUGGCAUCUAUAAGCAGGACCUGCCAGCUCCAGAAGAGAAGCCCAGGGUAGUGGUGUUUGUGGACGUGGGCCACUCGGGUUACCAGGUGUCAGUUUGUGCCUUCAACAAGGGAAAGCUUAAGAUCCUGGCCACAGCGUUUGAUUCAGAGCUCGGUGGGAAGGCCUUUGACGACAUCCUGGUCAACCACUUUUGCGAAGAGUUUGGGAAAAAGUACAAGCUGGACGUCAAGUCCAAGCCCCGGGCGCUGGUCCGACUGUCCCAAGAGUGUGAGAAACUCAAGAAGCUGAUGAGCGCCAACUCCUCCGACCUGCCUCUCAACAUUGAGUGCUUCAUGAAUGACAUUGACGUUUCCGGUAAACUGAACAGAGGCCACUUUGAGGAGAUGUGUGCAGGGCUGCUGGCCAAAGUAGAGGGUCCCCUGCGCAGCGUCAUGGAACAAGCCAAGCUGAAAAAGGAAGAUGUCUAUGCAGUCGAGAUUGUGGGCGCUGCCUCCAGAAUCCCAGCCAUCAAAGAGCGAAUCAGCAAAUUCUUCGGCAAAGAGCUGAGCACCACCCUGAAUGCAGACGAGGCCGUGGCCAGAGGCUGUGCUCUGCAGUGUGCCAUCUUGUCACCAGCAUUCAAAGUCCGAGAGUUUUCCAUUACAGAUGUUGUCCCCUACUCCAUCUCUCUAAAAUGGAACUCAGCCGCAGAGGAGGGACUGAGUGAUUGUGAGGUCUUCCCAAAGAACCAUGCAGCUCCCUUCUCCAAAGUUUUGACCUUCUUCCGGAAAGAGCCCUUCACCCUAGAAGGUUACUACAACAACCCCAAGGAGCUGCCCUACCCAAACAGCACUAUAGGCCAGUUCCUGAUCAAGAAUGUGGUUCCUCAGGGGUCUGGUGAGAGUUCCAAAGUCAAGGUGAAAGUUCGGGUCAACGUUCACGGCAUGUUCAGUGUAUCGGGCGCCUCGCUCAUAGAGGUCAUGAAAACAGCUGAUGGGGAAGAGCCGAUAGAGACGGACCAGCCGAGUAAAGAAGAGGAGAACAAAAUGCAUGUGGACCAGGAGGAUCAGAAAAUCCAGACUGGAGACAACGGAGACAACAAAUCAGAGGUCGAGGAGAUGGAGACAACAGAAGACGCCAAGCAAGCGAAGAAGAACGACCAGCCCCCUCAGGCAAAGAAGCCCAAAGUGAAGACGAAGACAGUGGAGCUGCCCAUAGAGAACAAUCUGCACGGGCAGCUGUCGGAUGACGUACUAAAUAUGUGUGUGGAGAAUGAGGGGAAGAUGAUCAUGCAGGACAAGCUAGAGAAGGAGAGGAACGACGCAAAGAAUUAUGUAGAAGAGUAUGUGUACGACAUGAGGGAUAAACUGCACGGGAUCCUGGAGAAGUUUGUGAAUGAGGCUGAUCGUGACACGUUCUCCUUAAAGCUGGAGGACACAGAAAGCUGGCUGUAUGAAGACGGAGAGGACCAACAGAAACAAGUUUACAUUGACAAACUGACUGAACUAAAGAAAAUGGGUCAGCCAAUUUGUGAGAGGUACAUGGAGGCUGAGGAGAGACCAAAAGCAUUUGAGGAGCUUGGCAGACUGAUCCAGAUGUACAUGAAGAUAAUUGAAGCUUACAAGGCAAAGGAUGAGCUGUACGAUCAUCUGGAUGAGCCUGAGGUGACUCGGGUGGAAAAGCUGGUGAAGGACGCCAUGAUCUGGAUGAACAGCAAGAUGAACCAGCAGAAUAAUCAGGACCUCACUCUGGAAGCAGUGGUCAAAGUCGGAGAGAUCCAGGCCAAGAUUAAGGAGCUUUAUUCAGCCUGUAACCCUGUGGUAUCCAAACCUAAGCCCAAGGUGGAGCCUCCUAAGGAGGAGAAGAUGGAGAAUGGGCCAGUCAACGGGCAGGAGGGAAAAGAGAGCCAGCCAAGCAACUCAGACAAACCCACACCUGCGGGCAUGGAACAAGGAACGGCGGAAAAAAAGCUUCCUGAAAUGGACAUUGACUAACUGUUGAAGCUGCGAUCUAUGUUUCACCUCUGUUUGUCCCGAUACUCGCCACUGACUGUCGUUCUUCUGAGAUUUUUAUCAACGAGACAAAAAAAAACAGCAUCCCUAAUUAAUACAAUUCAUCAGCCAGCCUCAUCGGCAUGUCAUUUCUCUUUUUCUUUGAAGAAUACAAAAAUAUUGCAUAAUAUUAAUAUUGAAUAGACUACUUUAUGACAUAUAAGUUGUCAGUGUGGGGUGGAAGAUGCUUUCUCCGUGUUGCUUUGAUGGCCGUUAUGUUUAAAGAUUGUUUUGUUCAGCAUCUCCUGAGCACAUUUAAACUAAGAAAGUCAGAUUUGAAGAAUUGUAAGCAAAGUGGAUGUGCAGAAGAAAACUAGUAAUACACACAGGACUCCUGACAAUGUAAAUUAUUGCAGUUUAUGUCUAAAUACGAUAUAGGUACAGAGGCAUAUGUAAACGAACAUGGAUUGUUCCAAGUUGUACAUGACUACAUAUAAUUGUAACUGCUGGAUUAUGAUGUAUUUAGUUUAAAGUUAAGGAAGGAGUUUUUAUUGAGUUUACUUGUAUUGUAUGUUGAAACUAGAUACUAUUAAGUUACUGUCAUGCAGUAUUUCAUUGUUUGGCUUUUCUCAUUCAAAAGCAAUGGUCUGUUGGUUCUCUGGUAGCCUUGUACUGUUUUUUUUCUACUUAACAGUGAACGUUGGUCCAACAAAUCUCCUUCUGGGUGCUGCUGUUGUUGCCACAUCACACAAAAAAAGCUAAAAUAAAUAUUGACCAAAAAAAA